AUGGAGGCAUCUACUGCCAAUGUAAUUGCGGAAGCAGUGCUCGCUCAAUUCGAUAAGCUCCCCGCCAAGCGAAAACCUAAGGUUCGCGAUAAUGGCCUACAUGAAUGGGUGCCAAUAAGCGGCAUCGUGGCAGAAGAGGAUGGAGUCUUCACCUGCUUGUCGUUGGCCACGGGCAUGAAAUGCCUGCCGACAAGCAAGAUGCAAGACUGCAACGGCGUUGGUCUACACGACUGGCACGCCGAGAUUCUUGCCAUUCGCACAUUCAACCGCCAUGUCCUAGACGAGUGCGCCAGAUCUGUAGACGGCGGCUCCUCGGGUCUGGUUGAGCGGACAAGCUCGUUGGAAGACGGUACUUGGCCGUUUCGUCUGCGACAAGGCGUCAAACUUCACAUGUACGCCUCCGAAGCGCCAUGCGGAGACGCAAGCAUGGAGAACUUGAUGGCCGCACAGGAAGAUGCCUCGCCCUGGGACGCGCCCGCGCAAGCCGACACCGCGCCGCAGCUGCCCGGACGAGCCUACUUUUCCCAGCUCGGCGUCGUGCGCCGCAAACCCGCGCGCAGCGACGCGCCGCCCACGCUGUCCAAGUCGUGCUCGGACAAACUGGCCCUCAAGCAGUGCACCUCGCUGCUCGCAUCGCUCCCGUCGCUGUUUGUUGAUCCCGGCAGCGCCUACCUGGACACGUUGGUCCUGCCUGCCGACCAGUACUCUGCCGCCGCCUGCCGCCGCGCCUUCUCCGCCGCCGGGCGCAUGCGGGCCGUGGCGGCAGACGACGAGGCUACGAUGGAGGGCGGCUACCGUUUCCGCCCGUUUGCCGUGGCCACGACCACGGUCCAGUUUGCCUUUUCGCGCCGCGCCGUGCGGGCACGCUCGGACGACCGGGUCGCGGCGAGCAACCUCGCGGCCGCGUGGGCGCCGUCGACGGGGGACGAGUCGCUUCUCGGCGGCGUGGUGCAGGGUUACAGGCCGUUUCUGCCCCGCGGCGCCAGCCGCAUGGCGCGGCGUUCCAUGUGGCGGGAGUGCCGGGCGCUCGCGGCCAGGUUACCGGACUGGCCGGCGCUGGCGACGCAGCUCGCGGCCGAGACGCACGGCCAGGUCAAGCAGGGGCCGUUGCUCGCGGCGCGGAACAGGGUCAAGGCGCGCGCGAGGGAGGUUGCGCUGCCUGGCUGGAUACGAAACACGGGCGACGACACAUUUGGCAAAGAGUAG
This is a messenger RNA of Cordyceps militaris CM01, 1206 nucleotides long. RefSeq names its product tRNA-specific adenosine deaminase. Gene Ontology annotation, molecular function: RNA binding; tRNA-specific adenosine-37 deaminase activity. The record is from RefSeq and is a predicted model, not a curated record. Gene Ontology annotation, biological process: tRNA wobble adenosine to inosine editing. NCBI's taxonomy places the organism in Eukaryota, Fungi, Ascomycota, Sordariomycetes, Hypocreales, Cordycipitaceae. The coding region runs from base 1 to 1206 and encodes 401 amino acids. The transcript is spliced from 3 exons.